Molecule: messenger RNA, 3916 nt
Organism: Cydia fagiglandana
Lineage: Eukaryota; Metazoa; Arthropoda; Insecta; Lepidoptera; Tortricidae
Gene: mio
Product: GATOR2 complex protein MIOS
Exons: 19
Coding region: 123-2723 (866 amino acids)
Biological process (GO): cellular response to amino acid starvation; positive regulation of TORC1 signaling
Cellular component (GO): cytoplasm
Molecular function (GO): protein binding
Source: RefSeq, a predicted model, not a curated record
CUAAACGUUUUCAAAGUCGAUUAUUUAUUUUUGUGUCAUAAAACUCAUAAAUAUUUUGUUUUUACAAUUUAGAUAAAGUAAAAAAUCGUUGUCUUUGUAUGCGAGACGAACCUUGAAGGACUAUGAUGGCUGGUACUAAAUUAGAUGUUAUUUGGUCCCCUGUUCACUUGGAUAAAUUUAUAAUAUGGGGUCCAGACAUAACCUUAUACGAAGUUGCUCGAUUAAAAGAUAUCGAGAAAAAAACUGCCUAUACUCAAAUAUCUUCAACUCGUGGUGCGACCGUGCUCGCGUCGCAGAGUGCGAGCGGCGUGCGCUGCGUCGACAUCAGCGCUAUAGCGGAGCAGCCAGACCCCCUGCUGGCCCUCGGACACUCUAACGGCAGAGUCUCUCUCACAAGUCUGAAGCAGACCUAUGAUCCUUUAGGGCUGGUUGGCAGAGAAUUUGUUCCCAGGUACCCUAGGCUGUGCAAUUCAGUAUCAUGGAGCCACGUGGAGACAAAUCUUUUGAGUGUAGCUCUGGAGAAGCACCGCAGUGACCACUGCAUCCUCGUGUGGGACGUCAACCGGGGCUUGCUGCCUGACGAAUCAACAAUAGAAGUAGCCUCGCCAUCCACAUCUUCAGAGCCCGCCAGGCCUAUUGCGGAGAUGGGGCUUUCAGAAACCUGUCACAAUGUUUCUUGGACCAACUCACCUGACAGGACCCUGCUAGCUUCCAUGAACAUGAAGUAUAUCAAAAUAUUUGAUCUUAGAGACUUAUCAAACAAGGCAGUAAUGGUAACAACCACCCGGCAUUGCUACGGCGCGUGCGCGGACCCGUUCAGCCCGUGGCAAAUAGCGUCCCGCGGCGACGGCUGCGUCUGUGUAUGGGACGCAAGGGCAUUCGACCGCCCGCUGCUGACGCUGUCCGUACCGUCGGCGACCAAGAUACAGUGGUGCCCCACACGACGAAAUCUGCUAAUGUCCCUCCAGCGAGAUUCGACCACGCUUCGACUCCACGACAUACAGCAAGCCAACAACGACUACAAAAACGGACAGCCUACUGACCUGCAAGCGCCAGCAAUGGCAGUGGAGGCGGAGUUAGAAGAGUACAGCCGAGGAGUGUCGGUGAUAGAGCGAGACGUAACACCCGGCUGCGGGAGACUGGCCAGUUUCAGUUGGCAUCCAGCUCAUGCCGUCCGAACUCUAUGCGUCGCUCCAGGCACGAUAACGGACUACACGGUAUGCGAGCGCGUCACGUGCUCGUGGGGGUCCGGGCUCGUGUGGUCGGCGGGCGGCGGAGCCCUAAAGUUGAUGAAGGACGACUUCUACGAGGCUAUAGACGACAUCUCCUUCAAGAUGAGGAGGCGGGCGCUGACCGACUAUGGACUCAAGCCAGACAUGUGGCAGAACGCAGACUUGGCCGAUGACGAGGCUCUGGGUGGACUGUGGCACUUCCUAGCUCUUAGCAAAUCUCUCGUAGAGGACGGCUGCAUACGAAACAGUCCUUGGCGACACCCAGGAGUAUGCACGGUGCUCCGAGCACCCGGGGACGGGGGCUACCGCUCCGAAUUGGUACCCUCACUUCUACCCGACCUGCCCAGCCGCCGUGUUACAUUAUAUCGGAGUGCAGAACGAACACGUGCCUUACAACUGUGCGGCUGGGGGUGGGGGUGGGAGAACGCGGGCGCCGGCGUGGAGCGCGCGGAGGCGGAGGGCACGCCGUGCCGCGCCGCCGCGCUCGCCGCCUUCCACCUGCGCCUGCGCACCGCGCUCGACAUCCUGGCCCGCGCGGCCGCCCCGCAGCUCCGCGUAGUGGCCCUAGCUCUAGCCGGGCUGAGCGAGGAGCGGCUGUGGCGCGAGUCUCUGUCCGCCGCGGCGCCCGCGCUGCCGGACGCGUACCUGCGCGCGCUGCUGCACUUCCUCGCCGCCUCCUCCUCCGCGCAGCAGCACGCCGCGCCGCCCGACCUGUCCGCCCACGCCGCGCCGCCCGACCUGUCCGCCGUGCUGAACGAAACAGAAAUGCGGCUGGAAGACCGCGUGGCUUUCGCCUGCAUGUACCUGUCGGACGCGCGGCUACACGAGUACAUACAGCAGAGCGCCGAGCAACUGGUACAGAGAGGCGAUCUCGCCGGCAUCCUGCUCACAGGCAUGGGAGCUUCUGGCGUGACACUGCUGCAGCGCUGGCUAGAGAACACAGGAGACGUACAGUCAGCCGCGCUACUAGCGGCUCGCUGCCUGCCCGCGGACCUCAUACCCACGGCUUGGCUCGACAGUUACCGCUGUAUCCUGGACAGCUGGCAGCUAUGGUGGGCGCGCUGCGCGCUCGAUACAUGGGUUUCACAGAACGAUUCCAACGCAGAAGGCGUUCCUAGACAGGUAUCAGUGGCGUGUACGUAUUGCGGCAAGUCGGUGGCGGCACCCGCCGGACAGAACCGCCCGCGGCCCGCCUUCGCGAGGCUACCUCCGCCGGCUGCUAAAAUGAAGCAGAUCUCGUCGUGCCCGAACUGCCGCAAGCCGCUGCCGCGCUGCGGCGUGUGCCUGCUGCACCUGGGCACGGGCGCGGCCGGCGCGGGGGGAGGCGGCGGGGCGGGCGCCAGCUUCGCGGGCUGGUUCUCGUGGUGCGUGGCGUGCCGGCACGGCGGACACGCGCACCACAUGGCCGGCUGGUUCAAGGAACACUCGGAGUGUCCGGUCAGCUCGUGUUCGUGUCGCUGCAGCUCGCUCGACGCGCCCGACCGACACUAGCGCAAGGUUUGUUUUGAACAUUUGUUUUGUUGUCAAUUGUUUUAUGAAAAUGGUGAAGAUUGCUAUCGGCGAUUUCUAUAUGUUUUGCACAAUACAUAUUUUGAUAUUUACUUUUGAUUAACCUAUUGAAUACUACGCCUAUCGUGUGCUGCGCGUUAUCAUGAAAGUAUCUGAAUCAAAAAUAUGCUGGUAGAUAAAUAAGAAAACAAAAAAAAACUCAGAGAAUUUAUUUUGUAUAAUCACUCGUAUAUAAGUGACUCGUUUCUAGUCGAUACUUGUCCUAGUUGUUUUUACCAAAUGCGUAAUUAAUCCCGUAAAAUGCCCGUGCUAUAACAGAAGCAUUCCUUUUGUAUUGAUUACAUCUGGUGACAAUAUAUAUGUUUUGUUCGAAUCAUGUCAUAAUUAUGUUAUUUUUAGAACGGCAUCUAAUAAAUUAUAAUUAUUGGUACCUGAGUCUAUAUUUUUCUACGACUCACACUAAAUAAUAUGUACGAAAACAAAGGGGUCUAAUAUUUGUCAACAUAUAAAAGUAAUGUUUUUUUUAGAACUACGAAUUAUUUCGGAUUGAUCGAAAUCAUAUAAAAUUAUUUUAACUGUGUUGCGUUGAUAAAUCUUUUAUCUUUAUUUUAUCAUAGUUUCCAUGUCUGUCACCAUACAAAUUUUAUACAGGGUGAAAUUGUUAACUCUGACCAUACUCUGAGGGGUGGAUAUGGAGGUCAUACUGAACAACGUUUACUGCGGAGCCUAUCUACCUAUUCACCCCUGAGAGUUUGGUCACAGGUAUCAAUUUCACCCUGUAUUUGUAGGCAAAUAAUUGAACUAUUUUUAUACUUAGGUAAGCUUAUAUUUUUGUACAAAACCCUAGGCUAAGUUUGUGCUAUUCUGUUAAGUUUUUAACUGCCACUAUAUUUUAGAGGAAGGGAAGAUGGCAAUUUAUAUUGGAUAGUGUAGUUUUUUUUAUAAUAAAGAAAGCUUUAGUAGAUUGUGAAUGUUUUUAUUCAAUUAUCUGUAAAUACACAUGAAUCUGCUGAUCUGUCCAGUAUAAGUUUGCCAUCGUGAGACUUAUUUAUAAAAACAAAAUUACAUUUAAAAUAAAAAUGCUCAUAUAUUUCCAAAUAUAUAUAUGUAUAUAUACAUUUAUUAAAUAAUUAUUUCAUCUGUAUUCCAAUUUAACAAUAAAAUUCUCAAAGACA